CCUGGUGCCCGGUACAUAAUAUGCUGUAGAAAUGUUUGCCCCCAUCAUCAUCGUCAUCAUCAUCCAGUUAGUAGCUGGGUGGUCCAAUGGCCAGAGCACUGAGCUUGGAAUCAGGAAACCUUGAGAUGGCAUCUAACUCAGGGAAUGCACUACUGUUCAGCCCUGAACCUCCAUAAAAAGGGGUGAGGGGGGUGAUGACACCACCCUUGUAUGGUUGUUGUGAUGUCUAGAUGAGGUAAUAGGAAUAAAGCAGGAGGUGACUUUUAAGACAAUAAAUGGGGCAUGGGUUUCCUAGUGCGCAUGUGCCUGCAGGGAGCCCCUCGGGCCACCGACUGUUCUUCAGGCCCCACCCCACCCUCAGUUCUUACCCCACCCCCACUUUCUCUUCCUCAACUGCAGCAGCAAACUUCUACUCCCAGUAGCUCCGGGCCUCGUGACCACCCAACGCCCUUGGCACAAUGGACUCUCCGGUUCCCGUCCUGGCUCUUGUGUCUCCGCUCCGGCCCGUCACCCACCUGCUCUUUGACAUGGACGGCCUCCUUCUGGAUACGGAGCGACUCUAUUCCGUGAUAUUCCAGGAAAUCUGUGACCGCUAUGGAAAGAAGUUUACGUGGGAUGUGAAAGCGAAGGUGAUGGGCAAAAAGGAGCUGGACGCAGCCCAGGUGAUUGUCGAAGUCCUGCAUCUGCCGUUAACCAAAGAGGAGCUGAUGGCAGAAUGCACAAAGAAACAGGAACAAGUAUUUCCAACCACCACGCUUAUGCCAGGCGUGGAGAAGCUGAUUAAUCACGUGCAUCGACACAAUAUACCCAUCGCUGUGGCUACUAGUUCAGCCGGACUGUCAUUUGAAUGGAAGACCAGAAGACACCGAGACUUCUUUAGUUUAUUUCAUCACCUGGUUCUGGGCGACGACCCCGAUGUGAAGACAGGCAAACCGGAGCCCGAUUUGUUUCUAACUUGUGCCAAGAGAUUUUCCCCUGCUCCUCCUGCGGACAUGUGCCUUGUGUUCGAAGAUGCUCCCAACGGAGUUGAGGCAGCACUUGCAGCGGGGAUGCAGGUCGUUAUGGUUCCAGAUGAACAAUUAAACCCAGAGCUAACUAGAAAGGCAACAUUGGUGCUGAAAUCUCUGGAGGACUUUAAACCAGAGGUGUUUGGUUUGCCACCAUAUGACUGAAAGAGAAUUCGAAUGACGAUCUGUUUGGUAGUAUUACUCCCCAACUGGUUAUCUUCGACCCCCCCCCCCUUUUUUAAUGAGGAACUGAUAAGAAAGUCAACGUAUAAUCCAAAAAAAGUUUGGUAGUCAGUCAGUUAGUCACUCUUCCCAUCCUAUCACGUACAUAAUUUCAAAGCAAUUCAAUGAAUUCAUCUUGCCCUGACCUCUGAGGUAGAAUAAACAGUGAAAAUGGCCAAGAUGAAUCAAAGGGCAAAUUAUAAUUAACAUUGGAAUAAUCAGUAGUUGAUUGCUCUAAUCUGAAAGACCUUGCUCCCUGUGAUUGAUGUUUUCCCACCAAAGAGAGAACAUGUCUAGCCUUAGAAAAAUUCAGUAAAAUUGAUGAAGAGGAUUUAUUUUAGUAAAUGUCAAAUUGCUAUUACAAAAAAUAAACUUAAUUUUUAAAAAAAGACGAUAAAUGCUAUUAUGCUU
This is a messenger RNA of Monodelphis domestica (gray short-tailed opossum), 1640 nucleotides long. Lineage: Eukaryota; Metazoa; Chordata; Mammalia; Didelphimorphia; Didelphidae. The record is from RefSeq and is a predicted model, not a curated record.